This is a messenger RNA of Leptomonas pyrrhocoris, 2523 nucleotides long. RefSeq lists its product as hypothetical. Lineage: Eukaryota; Euglenozoa; Kinetoplastea; Trypanosomatida; Trypanosomatidae. The transcript has a single exon. The record is from RefSeq and is a predicted model, not a curated record. Gene Ontology annotation, molecular function: protein binding. The coding region runs from base 1 to 2523 and encodes 840 amino acids.
AUGACGCGCACGUUUGCUUUACGACGACCGGUGUUGUUGACGAAGGACACCUCCGCCGCGGCUGCAGUCGCAACAUCGGGGAGCCGCAAGAGCACACCACGUGCGGCUCCGGGCGAGGCAGCGUUAGAGAAGAAUUCGGAGUCUCCGCCCGCGAAUCGUCCUGCGUACGUGUCGGAGCGGCGCCGGCCAUCAUCGUCGUUGUCGUGCAGCGCCACGCGUUUUCUCGCCUACGCGCCCGUCCCUCCACCCCCGUCAUCCAGCCAGCCGCGGCGGUCACGCAGAACGUCGCUGGCCUCCAUGACGAGCAACUCGUCCACCUCGCUUCAUCAGCACCGGCUGUCCGUGGCCGAGGAAGCUGCGGCGACGCGCCUCUUUUUUUAUCCGAUGGUGUCGCUCACCGAGGCGCAAACUGACGACGCAGAGAACCGUAAAGCCGACGCGGAGAGCGGCGCUGCUGCGUGCGACGCCGUCGCGAAGUCCUCGCAUGAGCCAGCGGCAGUGACCAAUGGAGAUGGUUCGUCGUCGGGGCUGGCCACGAGAACAAGCAGCGUCAGCGUCACCAGCCUACCACGCCGAAGUGACACCGACCACCAGCCGCCGCAGCAGCCGCGUCGCUCCUCGCGCCAUUUGCCGGGCGCAUAUGAGCCGUCACACGGCGUCGUCGAGCGACUGCGAGAGAGGGGGAAUGCAUUCAUGAUGCGUGAAGAGUUUUCCCAGGCGAUUGCCACCUACAGCGAGGGCAUUCGACUCGCGCCGAGCUGCGACGCCUUGUGGGGCAACCGCGCCGCAGCGCUUUUGCUCACGUUUCGGUACCUCCCCGCCGUUGCGGACUGCCUCUACGUGCUAAGUGUAAAGCCCGGAAACGUGAAGGCGUACUGGCGAGCCGCAAAAGCCUACGCAGCGGCGUACCGGUUCCUCGACGCCAAGAAGUACUAUUUGCUGGCGCAGCAGGCGUGCAUGCAGGAGCGUGGCCGGCUGCACUCCGUGCCCUCGGAUGGCCUCAGCUUCUCCAACGGCGGCCUCAACGUUGACUCCGGUUGCGGCGGGGUGCCUGCGGGGCGGCCGCGGACGAGCAGAAACAGCAGCGGCAGUGGCAACGACCCACAGGACGGCAACAAGCAAGACAAGGCGGCCAGGGAGCGGCAGUCCAUCGCUGCGGAAAGGGCGGCGGUGGAGAUAGUGGAGCAGUACUGGCAACACGUGCGGGGAGAGCGGUGGCCGGAGGCGGUGGCGGUGAUCGACAGGAUCCUUGCCACCCCCAGCUACACCGGCCCCACCGCAGUGUCGUGGCGGGCCCUUCGGCUGGAGGCGCUUCUGCCGACGCAGCCGAAGAUCGCGAUGGCCGAAGCCGACGCCCUCCACCGCAAGUAUCCCGACGCGCUGGAGCUCCACUACGUCCUCGCCAAGGCGCUCUUCUACACCAUGCAAGACGCCGCGAGCACGAGGAAGUGUUUGCAGCUGCUGGACGAGGCCACCGCGAAGCGAAGUACGCAGAACACGAUGCUGAACACGCACGUCCGCUACGCCGUGAUGCAGCUGCGUGACAACCUGCUCGGCGAGGGCGGCGACACCGCGGCCGUGCAGCUGGAGGCGUGGGCACGACGGAACCAGCUGCGGGACGACAGCCGCGUCGCCGAGCUGCGACACACCAUUGACAAAUUCGCGCACCGGCGCGACCAGGGUAACAGCGCGUACGACAAGGGCAACUGGGACGCCGCGGCGGCCGCCUACACGCAAUGCCUCCAAACGGACCGCCUGAACCACGCCCUACUCGCCGCCGUGUACUGCAAUCGGACCGCCGUGUACAUGCAGGCGGGUCGUUGGCGGGAGGCUCUGAGUGAUGCCGACUCCGCCAUCCAGCUGAGCCCGCACCUCGCCACGGCCUACAGCAGACGUGGCCGCAUCCUGCUCUACCUGCUGUCACAGGAGUACGAGGCGCAGCGGGCCGUGCUGGCGCGUCACUUCACUACGCAGUGGUCGACCGCGGUGAAGGAGCAGCUCAUGCGGUACGCCGAUGCCGCCGUGGCUGACCUGUCCCGGGCGGUGGAGCUGUCCCCAGCGGCAGAACUCAGGAGUCAGCUGCAGCAGGCGCUGGCACAGCGGCAGACCGUGAAGGCGGCCUUGUGCGCGCCGCAGCCGGGCAACGCAAGGCAAGGCCGUUCGACGUCUUUCUCCUCUUCAGGGCAGGCGUUCCCGCGCACUGGCAACGGCAGUGCCAACGGACCUGCUCACCAGCGCAGUUACGCGGGCUCCCGACCGGCGUCUGCAACGUCGGCGGGUUGUGUGCUACAACAGCAUCUGCAGCUGCUCGGUGUGAAGAGCAGCGACGCGACUGCGGGCGUACUCCCGGACUUCAAGGUCGUUUCUAAGGCUUACCGCGAGUCCGCCCUGCGCUGGCACCCGGACAAGUGGGUCACGUCGACUCCGCAGGAGCGGCAGGAGGCGGAGCGGCAGUUUAAGAUGAUCUCCGUCGCGUACACCUUCCUUCGAGAGCGGUACAAUGAUAGAACAGUGACAUCGUGA